CUCUGUAUGAAACUCCAGUGAUGUUGGGAUGUGUCAGAUCAGUCCGAUCAGCUGUCCAAUCAAUAACUGAUAUCCAAUCAGGGGGUGUGUCGGUCGGUAAUGACUUCCGCGAAGGCUGCACUCAUGUAGGCCUAUCCUUGCUUCCCUCUCCUCUGAAAGCCUUCUCUCUCCUCGACUCCUCCGAGCGCAUUUAACGUAUUGAGACGUCCUACAAGAUGGCGAGUGUGGAUCGAUUUCCGUGAGUGAUCGAGGCUCGAGGACCGCGGAGUCGAGGAGGGAUAUUGGGAUGAACCAUUGGAUUCAGCGUCUGCCCUCGCAGACUUUGCGUGAUGACAGAAAAUACGUCAUACGACGUCCAGAGGGUGUCAGCCUUGGAUUCAGUCUCCGACUUGACCACGGCUCUCCUUCACCGCCCCCUGCUGUCUGUUGGCCGCUAUUCACUGAGACGUUCUCUGACAGUGUCCUCCCUCAUCAUCACCAGCAGGGAAGUGAUGUCAGACACACCUAGCAGCAGAUCACUCAACACAGACAGCAAGAGAGACACAAUCUGACCUAAACUCCUCAAAAUCCAUCUUCAUCCGUGGACAGUUGACGCGUAUCCAUAUGAUAAAUAGCGAGAGCACAAAGUACAGACUUAAACCUUUUAAACAAGCUGCGUAUUACCACAAUAUGAGGCUUGGGCUGUAAACCUGGACAUUUAGGAUAUUUGGGAGCUAGCGAGCCUGCUUGCUAGCCGAACACAGAUUGCUUAUCAUGGAGUUGAGAGUGGGGAACCGAUAUAGACUGGGCAGGAAAAUAGGAAGUGGAUCAUUUGGGGACAUCUAUCUGGGUACUGAUAUCUCAGUGGGAGAGGAGGUAGCCAUCAAGUUGGAAUGUGUGAAGACCAAACACCCACAGCUCCACAUAGAGAGCAAAAUCUACAAGAUGAUGCAGGGUGGAGUGGGUAUUCCAACAAUAAAGUGGUGUGGGGCCGAGGGUGACUAUAAUGUGAUGGUGAUGGAGCUGCUGGGGCCCAGCCUGGAGGAUCUGUUCAAUUUCUGCUCUCGGAAGUUCAGCCUCAAGACGGUCCUGCUUUUGGCUGACCAGAUGAUCAGCCGCAUUGAAUACAUCCACUCCAAGAACUUCAUCCAUAGAGACGUGAAGCCAGACAAUUUCCUGAUGGGGCUGGGCAAGAAGGGCAAUCUGGUUUACAUCAUCGACUUCGGCCUGGCCAAAAAGUACCGCGAUGCCCGCACACACCAGCACAUCCCCUACCGUGAGAACAAGAACCUGACCGGCACCGCCCGCUACGCCUCUAUAAACACACAUCUGGGCAUCGAACAGUCCAGACGGGACGACUUGGAGUCGCUGGGCUACGUCCUCAUGUACUUCAACCUGGGCUCUCUGCCCUGGCAAGGCCUCAAAGCUGCCACUAAAAGGCAGAAGUAUGAGCGCAUCAGUGAGAAGAAAAUGUCCACGCCCAUUGAGGUCCUCUGCAAAGGCUAUCCAUCGGAGUUUGCCACCUACCUGAACUUCUGCCGCUCUCUGCGGUUCGAUGACAAGCCAGACUACUCGUACCUCCGCCAGCUCUUCAGGAACCUCUUCCAUAGACAGGGCUUCUCCUACGACUACGUCUUUGACUGGAACAUGCUCAAAUUUGGUGCCAACAGAGCAGUGGAGGAUGCAGAGAGGGAGCGUCGGGAGCGGGAGGAGAGGCUGAGGCACAGCAGGAACCCCGGCGCCAGGGGCAUGGCCUCAGCCUCGGGAAGAGCCAGGGCAGCUCAGGACGUCACAGCCCCCUCACCACUCAACCCUGCCUCACACACAGGUAUGGAGAAGGAGAGGAAGGUGAGCAUGCGUCUUCAUCGUGGGGCACCUGUGAACAUCUCCUCUUCAGACCUGACGGGGCGCCAGGACAACUCCCGCAUGUCUUCACAGGCCCUGUCCCGGGUCACACCCAGUGGCCUCCAGUCUGCAGCUCCACGGUGAAACCCUCCCCUCCACCUGUGAACCAUGGAGGCCUCAACAUGCACACACACACACACACACACACACACACACACACACACACACACACACACAAACACACACACACACACACACACACACAUACAUAUGUAUAAAGGACACAGAGGACGCCCAAUCAAUGCACCAGAGUCUAGCUGUGCUUUUUUUUCACUUAACACACAACCAGGAGUGUGUGUGUGUGUGUGUGUGUGUGUGUGUGUGUGUGUGAGAGAGAGAGAGAGAGAGAGAGAGAGAGAGUGAGAAUGAGAGAGAGAGUGAGAAAGAGAGAGAGUGAGAGAUGGGUGGGUUCAGUACUGUUUCGUAGCAGCCACCUUACGGUUGAUAAAGCCAUGAAUUCACUUUUUUAUUUUUUAUUUUUUUUUAAACUGGUCUUACUUUUUUUUAGUUCUUUAGCGUUAAAGCUUCUCUGACACCAGCGCUGCUGAUGAGACUUCACAAGGGUUUGAAACUGGAGAAUGACAAGUCUGUUAGCUGUUGAAAAUAGUGUGUGGGACAUUUCUAAUUAUGAAAGCAGGAAGACAUGAUCCAUCAUAGCAGUGUUAAAGACUAUAAAUCCCACAAGUCAACUUCUUUUUUUCUUUCUUUUUUUUCUUUUUCGGUGUCUGACGUUUAAAUGUAAAGGUAGGACAACCCCUUUGUUUCUAAAAUGGGACAAAGGGUCUUUUAAUGUUAUAUUUUCAAAUGUUUUUUGUCCUCCUCAGGUGUGUUAGAACCAGAAUGAUGUAGUUUAUCUAAAAACAUGCAGCACAUUGUCUUUCUGUCUUCAGGUUUUCUGCUUGGGGAAAGCUGUGAAUGGAACCAUCUGUCCACAUUGAACAGACGAGUUGUUUUAAUUGGGUGCAUAGUGAUGUGGUUUUGUGUUUGUUUGUAUGGUUCUGUCUUGGGGUUCUACAAGCUCAAAUGGGUGGGAUGAACAUGUUGAGGGGCAUUUUCUUGUAGGUUUUAACUCCUUUGCCUCCUAACCUCACUGUAGGAAACCUAACCCUCUGCCUCCAUUUAGCUUUUUUCCAAUGAUACCUCUGGCCAUUUUGUAACUAGACCUUGACAAAUACUCAUUGUCUGUCUUAUUGAUGGGCUUUGACCAGAAUUUCAGGGAUUUAAAACCUGCCUAUCUGGGUGUGCAUGUCCAAUACUAGAUCAGUAGAUGUUACUAAAAUUGACCUCACAUGCUUAAAUGAUGUCUUUUCCAGUGCGAUGAUGAUUGCUGCAGUUUAGUUUACAGUUUCAGUCAGCAAGCCUAGAGCAAACAAUGAGCUUGUAAAUUCAUGACAGAGGCAUAACGGUGGAUACUUUACAUCCGUUUUUAGGAUUUUUCUUGGAAAAAUGCCUCCUGAGAAGCAAAACAAACUACUUUAUAGUGAUACUGGUGGGAAUCGGGCAACUUCCCAAUCCAUUACUUGUAGCCCAACAUCCCAAUCUCCCAGUUCAAAUCAUUUAAUAUUGAUAACACAAGAUUUAGUUACAUGGUUGCACAGUGCACAAAUAAACUGUGAUCUGAAUUGAAGCCAGUAAGUUUAGAUGAGGUGUCCUUGACUUGUGGCUAAAAUGAAGGCACUUAUUAAUAAUGGAGAAAACUAAUCAGCCUGUGGAAAAAGGUUGAAUGUUGCCUGAUGUUGGACAGAACUGUCAACUCGUUACACUCUGUUUCCAUCUUCAGUCUGACAUUGCAUCCACUUUGAUUUCCGUGGGGGAGGGGGAUUCGACUUUCCCCAACCAAUCACUAGAGACCAACCUAUCUGUCUGAGUGUAACAUCAUUUUAACAUGCCAACAUACUGGCUUUGCUGGGGUUUCAAGAGUGAAAGCGGAGCAAUAUAGUGGGCAAUAUUGAGAAGACAUGUUGUUUAGAGCAGCCUGGAUAGCAGCCUUUGUUAUAUUCCUCAUUGGUUCUGGCACACUGCUUGACAACAGCUCGUCAAUGAUUUUGCUCCCCAUGCGGCACUAAUUUGAUUGUUUAUUAUUUUAACUGGGAAGCCGCUGUUUUAUGUCCCAAUGCCAGAUGAAAUGAGUCAACUCGAACUCGAUGGAUUGGGCAGAUUAAGAGGUCUUGACCCAGGGAAGGCAGAAUGUCUUCUGUAGCCUGUGAAAGCUAACGCAGGAUCCAGGCUUUGUGGAGAAUGAUCCACUCAAGGGUGAGCUGAUACCGUAGCCCUUGUUGCCUAAAUUUUGACCAUUUUUCUUUUGAUCUUUUUUGGCAGGUCCCACACUGAUUAGCUAGAGUGCAUCUAAUGCCACUGUAUAGACAUUUAAUCUGUCAUUAAAUUUGAAAGGAGAUGGCAUCCAUGGAGCACAGCAGGGUCAAUUAUAUAAUGAACUGAAGCAAUCUAAGGCUUAACGUAACCAGUAUAGUUCAGUUCAACUGCAAUCAGGCCCAAGAUUGAUCUUUCUGACCAGCUUGGGACCUCCCCAUAUCACACAAGGUCACACAAGCAAUGUGACAGUCCAGGGAUAAGAAAUGGACUGGAGUGAUUUAAUAUCAGGCUAAAUGGAAGUGCGGACGUUUUGGAGAGCUAUUGAGUGUUGUCUUAUGAAAGGAAGUCCCAAGUGUGUCCCUGCUAAGUCUAAGCUGAGUCUCAUCUGUGUCCCACCUGAGUCCCAGGUAUGUCCCAUCUGUGUCACAGGUUCGUCCCAGCUGAGUCCCGGCUACGUCCCAACUGAGUCCCCACCUUAGUGGAGCUGCGAGCCUCGUGGCUCUUUUUGGUGACGCGUGUCUUCCAUCUGAGCAGUCUGACCAGUAAUACCUGCAGCAAUUGAAAUAUAAAAUCCUUGAUGUGGUUGCAAAGUAUUUUAGGCCAUUUAGUUGAAUUGGAGAGGGGGGAAGGGGAUGUAGUGGUAAUUUGUCCAUGUUUGUUCUGUUGUGUAUAGGAUGUGCUUACUCUGUGUACCAUGUCCACAUGAGCCGCUGUUUGAUAGUAAUAGUGUGAAGAGGGACUGGGAAUGCCUCACAUUAGUUUUUGCUUUUGUUGUUGUUUUGUUUUUUUUGGUCAUAAGUGUACUUCACCGGUGGGCUUGAGAAACAAACAAAAAAGGGAUGGAUUAACUUGUUUGUCUUGCUUCUGAUGGCUAUGAUAGAUGCAAGUACACUUUACAGGGGAGUACAGUUUUUUCAGUUUGUCAUGUCUGCUUCUCAGUUAUUUCUUAUUUUGUCACCUCCUGUUCAAUUUUGCUUUUAACUAUGCAUUGAAUAUGGUUAAUCAUAUCCAACAAUGCAUCUCUUAGUAUGGAUUCAUGGGAAAUCUUUCUUUCCACUUCCACCUUACGACUUUUGCUCCUCAAUUGUAAUGCUACUGUAUUUGUGUAUUUUAAAAAUGUAAAUAAAUUAAAAAGUACUUGUAUUAGUUGGUUUUUACUGAUUGGGCUGGCUGAAAUUAAAAGCUAAGAAAAUGA
This is a messenger RNA of Epinephelus moara (kelp grouper), 5392 nucleotides long. It is a transcript of the gene csnk1da, whose product is annotated as casein kinase 1, delta a. Lineage: Eukaryota; Metazoa; Chordata; Actinopteri; Perciformes; Serranidae. The transcript is spliced from 10 exons. Gene Ontology annotation, cellular component: nucleus; spindle microtubule; cytoplasm. Gene Ontology annotation, molecular function: protein serine/threonine kinase activity; ATP binding. Gene Ontology annotation, biological process: spindle assembly; signal transduction; non-motile cilium assembly. The coding region runs from base 754 to 1968 and encodes 404 amino acids. The record is from RefSeq and is a predicted model, not a curated record.